Chaetomium strumarium is the source of this 330-nucleotide messenger RNA. RefSeq lists its product as uncharacterized. Lineage: Eukaryota; Fungi; Ascomycota; Sordariomycetes; Sordariales; Chaetomiaceae. The record is from RefSeq and is a predicted model, not a curated record. The transcript has a single exon. Bases 1 to 330 code for a protein of 109 amino acids.
AUGACGGAGCGGCUUCACGAACUCAUGAGGAACCACCGCGAGAAGCAGAUUGACGACAUCGCCGCCAAUAUUUGCACGGAGAUGAUCAUGAACAGGGACAAGCUUGAGGAGCUACAAGAUAUGCUCAAUGCUGCCGCUCCACAGGGAGAUGCACGCUACAUGAGUUUCUUCCAACUCCCUUCUCAUUUACUGCGGGAAACUACCAAUCGGAUCAUCCACUGCUAUAAGGAGGUCCAGGAGUAUACACCCAUUGAUGCCCUACCAUCCCACUCAUCCGCCUCGCCCUGGGGGAUGGUGAACCCUUACACCGUCGCAGAUACCCAGGCAUAG